AUGACACCACCUCGAGCGUUUGACUUUUCUGGUGAUGUUGCCAUCGUUACUGGUGCAGGGUCUCGUAUGGAUGGUGAGAUCGGAAAUGGACGUGCAGCAGCUAUUCUCCUCGCCCGUCAUGGAGCAAAGGUUGCCCUAGUCGACUUCAACACUGACUGGGCGAAUGAGACGAAAAGAAUGAUAGAUGAAGAAAAUGGCACAUCGAUAGUCAUUCAAGCAGAUGUUACUGACGAAGAGUCCUGUAAGAAUGCUGUAGCAAAGACGGUACAGGAAUGGGGCGCUGUUCACAUCCUUGUCAACAUUGUUGGUGUUGGUGGAGCUAUGGGUGACGCCACAGCCAUCAACAUGGAGGCCUGGGAUCGAGACUUCCGCAUCAAUGUGACAAGUAUGGUUCUUAUGAGCCGUCAUGCUAUCCCUGAGAUGAGGAAGGCAAGACGGGGAUCUAUUGUGAACAUGUCUUCAGUUAGCGGAUGGAUGGUCUACACCCCAAUGACACGAGGACGCGGUAUGACCGAUGAAAUGCGACAAGCACGGAUCAACCAAAACCUUAUGAAACUGGAGGGUACGGGCUGGGACGUUGGCUAUGCUAUUCUUUUCCUCGCUAGCAAGGAAGCUCGUUGGAUAACCGGUCUCAUUAUGCCAGUUGAUGGAGGUACCACUGCAGGACGUGCCGACCGGCCUGCCUUGAAAGCAGACACAUUGGCUGAGAACAAUGUCGGAAUACCCAAUUAG
Messenger RNA from Phaeoacremonium minimum UCRPA7, 732 nucleotides. Its product is annotated as putative short-chain dehydrogenase reductase sdr protein. Lineage: Eukaryota; Fungi; Ascomycota; Sordariomycetes; Togniniales; Togniniaceae. The transcript has 6 exons. The coding region runs from base 1 to 732 and encodes 243 amino acids. The record is from RefSeq and is a predicted model, not a curated record.